This is a messenger RNA of Pseudonaja textilis, 984 nucleotides long. The record is from RefSeq and is a predicted model, not a curated record. Lineage: Eukaryota; Metazoa; Chordata; Lepidosauria; Squamata; Elapidae.
AAGGAAGAGAAGAGUCUUGAUGAUAUUUUUUUUCUCAGGAGGAAAGGUUCCUUAAUUGGCCAGCAUGGAUCACAAUAUGAUCAGGACAAUUAUGCAUACGGCUAUGGCUCUCUUAUCUUUUUUCAUCUCAAAGUUCAGUGUGUUACCUUCACUAUUAUUCAGGAUCAUGAUCUGGACUAAGCGUCUGAAAAUGGGUGUGAAGGUGAAAUACCUCUAUAAUGAAGGAUACCAAUUCAGCUACUUCACCCGAGGGGAACCCGGAUCCCGACCAUCUGUGCUGAUGCUUCAUGGAUUCUCACUCAACAAAGACAUGUGGUUAAAUACCAUCGAAGUCUUUCCUAAGGACCUCCAUUUGGUCUGCCUUGAUUUGCCAGGUCACGGGGGAACCACUUGCUUGCUUGGAGAAAGUUACACAGCAGUUGCUCAAGCUAAAAGGGUACACCAGUUUGUCCAGUGUGCUGGCCUGAACCAUAAGCCCUUCCACCUAGUUGGCAUGUCCAUGGGAGGCAUGGUUGCUGGGGUUUAUGCUGCUCUCUAUCCAGCCCACAUCUCCUCUUUAGCCCUCUUCUGCCCAGCUGGUGUGAGGUAUUUAACUGACAGUGAAUUUUUUGCCCAGUUACAUGAGCUGAUUUUCUCUAAGGGCUCUGUGGAGAAUGCUAUUAUCCCAGUUACGGAAGAGCACUUGGAAAACUUCCAAGGUUUUCUGGACCUCACCAGCAGUGAAUCGAGGUACAGCCUCCAUGAGAACAUGAGGAAAAUCAAAGCUCCCACCCAGAUCAUUUGGGGAAAGGAGGACAAGGUUUUUGAUUCUUCGGGUGCAGCAGUUCUGGCAGCUGCCAUUCCUAAUUCCCAAGUGCAUUGGCUGGAAAAAUGUGGUCACUUCAUAACCCUCGAGAGGCCCAGGACAUCUGCAAAGCUCCUCUUGGAAUUCUACAAAUCGGUCUGUGGCUCAGCCAAGCAGAAGAAGGUGGCCUGAGGUUCAGG